UGCUCAGCUUAAAUAUGAAGUUAUUUUCCAACCUUUUAUUAAAUUCCUAUUAUUUGGAUUUGUUUCUAAAUAUCAAAAAUAUUCAGUAGUACUGAGAAAAAAAUUAUUUUCAUUUUUCAUCAUAUUUUUUUCCUCAAUAAAUAUCACAAGUAUUCACGAAAUACUUCUGGUUACCUACACUUGAAACGGAUGUUUUAGAGGGCGCAGCCUACCCUUAAAUAGGGAUCAACUGAUGAACCAUAGAAUAGAGCGCAGACAUCACGUGCUUCUAAAAAUAAAUUUUAGGCGGGAAGACUCGACGACAAUGUUUUUAUUAUCAAUUAUCGUGGAAAGAUGCGAUAAUUGCGAUCCUUAUUUCAUCAACUUUCUGUAUUUUGAUUAGGGCACUAAAAUAGCUGUGAUUGAUUAAUAGGUACUGACAUGUUAGUUUGAAUUAUGGAUCCUAUUAGUUUUUCUGGAGACGACGAUAAUAUAAUUGAAUUCCAAAAAAAUACCUUGCAAUUCAAAAAGGAACAAGAAGAGAGAUGGACAUCAUUUUUUUCGAAACAUUCAGUUGAUAUGGACUUGGAGUCUAUUCCAUCUGUUGGUAUAUAUGAAGUCCGAAAUGACUUCGAUUCAAAAAGCGAUGAGAACUCCUCAGUUGACCAAUCUGACGAAAUAAUUGAAUGCAAAAACAAUGUAGAAGUAGCAAAUGUGAGUAAAAAUAAUAGAAAAAAAGGGUUUCCUAAAAAAGUACCUACAGUCAUAAGGGUAAAUGAUGAAAAAACUGAUUCCUUACUUGAGCAGUCUGAAGAAAUAAUUAAAUCAGAAAGUCAUGAAGUACUUGAAAAUAUUGAAACCAUCAAGAAAAAUAAACUACCUAAAAUAGUUCCUAAAAAUAAAAUAAUAGGGUCAGAUAUAUUACCAGUCAAUGCAAUUGAAAAAAGCAAUACAAACUUUAUUGUCGAACAAUCGAAAAGAAUCAUUGAAACUGAAAGCAAUGACGGAGAAAAUGUAGGAAAAAAGAACAAUAAAAAGGAGGUCUGUCAAAUGAUAUCUACAGUUACAAAUAGUUAUUCUAAAGGAUGUGGAUAUCAAUUAAAAUUAUCAGAUAAUAUGUCACAAAUAGUAAUCCAAAAAGUGCUGGUAAAUUUUAUUGAAGGUGAAUUGAAAAGUAGAUUAGGAUAUUAUUUUGUUUUCUUAUAUAGCUCUUGCAUACAAAGAGACAAAAAUCAGGGCCUAUGGAGAGAUGUAUUUGUGAAGGAGCUUAUUAAGGUGGGAAAAAAAGUGAAUAACAAGGACAUUCUUACAUACAUACAAAGAAUUUUUGAUCCUGCUAAACCUAUAAAUUCUAAAGCUCUUAUUGAUACAGUAGAAAAUAAAUAUAAAAGUGAACUAAGAUCAUAUUUUGAAAGAGCAUAUGAUAGUGAUCAUUCUUCUGAUGAGGAAAUUUGGAAUAAGAUACAUUUGGAAUGGAAUAGAUUGAAUAAAAAUAUUCCUGAAAAAUGUCUUUGUAUAUAUCAUAGACAACUAUUUGGUCCUAUUUCAAUCAUUAAUUCUUAAUUUUUAUUGAUGUUGUAAUGGAUGCUUAUAAAUGUUGAAAGAGUAAUACAAACACAUUUAUCUGAAGCAAGUGAUGAAAAUUGAAAACGACUUCUUCCUAGUGAAGAUCAUAAUGAAGAAAGAAAGUUGAAGGCCUAAACUGUUUUAUAAUGUUUACUUGGGUCCAUCAAGUGGAGUUGAGUAUAUUCAAUAUCAAUAUCAAAUAUAUCAAAUAUGGAACUUAUGUUUAUUUUGUAAAAAUUCAGUGUAUAAUGUCUCAUUUUUUUAUGUUUUCCUAAUAAAACUUCAUUUUUUAA
Messenger RNA from Harmonia axyridis, 1838 nucleotides. RefSeq lists its product as uncharacterized. The transcript is spliced from 2 exons. The record is from RefSeq and is a predicted model, not a curated record. Bases 436 to 1542 code for a protein of 368 amino acids. Lineage: Eukaryota; Metazoa; Arthropoda; Insecta; Coleoptera; Coccinellidae.